GGCCCUACAAGGAGAGUGUCCUCAUCCCCGGAAGAAAGCGCGCCUCAUGUAAUUACGGGCAGGGACGCGCUGUGUGGCCUCCUGGCCGCCAGAGGACGACGAACGCAUUUAGGUACCGUUUCCCGGAGCGCGGGCCGGCGUGACCCCAGACUUGCCGGUGGGCUCGGAGGUCACGCACGUGCGUCGAGAACUUGAGUGCACCAUGUUAUAGAGAGCAUGGGGGCUGGGGUGGCUCGAGCGGUUAGGAAUUUCAACUUAGAGAACCGAACAGAACGGGAAAUCAGCAAGAUGAAGCCGUCUGCGGCCCCGAGGCACCCAUCCACCCGCAACGACCUGCGAGAGAUGAUCGACCAUCCGGAAAUUAAGAGAGACAUUGCUAGGAAAAAUGACAAGCUGCUGUCAUUACUGAAAGAUGUAUAUGUUGAUUCCAAAGAUCCUGUAUCACCUCUGCGGGUAAAAGAUUCUGAAAUAUGGCAAGAGACAAAGGAAUCCAGAUUGCCAAAGGGCCAUCACUUUGGUAUGGAUAUUAAGAACAUUCCCAAGGGCAAGAUUUCCAUUGUAGAGGCCUUGACACUUCUCAAUAAUCAUAAACUUUAUCCAGAAACAUGGACUGCUGAGAAAAUAGUACAAGAAUACCAUUUAAAACUGGAAGAUGUAAAUUCGCUUCUCAAGUAUUUUGUUACUUUUGAAGUCAAGAUCUUUCCUCCUGAAAGCAAGAAAGCAAUAGAAUCAAAAUGAAGAAAAUCACGAAAUUACUUUUCUUAUGUGUACUUCUCAUCCCCUUGCUUGCUUAUUUCCUCAAUUUUAGCAUAUUAAAUUAUAGAAAAUACCAAGUGUAUGAUGCUCCUUACUUUGAGAGCAUGCUAUUUAUUGAGCUGUGUUGACGUUUCAGGAUUGCUAAUAGAAAAUAAAUAUUUUUUUAAAUAUUUAGGUUUAGGCAUAGUUCUAUGUAUAUGUCAGCAUGACUAAUCAUAUCUACAAAUUUAUUAUAAGUGAGAGAAAUACUGUAUUUUUGGCACAUGAUAACACUUUAAAUUAGUCACAUGGCUUGAACCUCACAUUUAACAUUCAAAAUUUCACCUUCCAAUUUAGAUUAUUAGUUCAUUCUUUGUAACAGCUUUCCUGACUCCUAGGAUGGAAAUGUUUUCUUGUUAGGAAAGAGAAACUGAACAGUCGGGUCGAAUAACAGUAUUUCCAAAAUACCUUUGAGACUGAAUUUCUACUAUGAGGUGAAUGUAAUGCUUUCUUAAAUGUAAGGGUUACCGUGAAGAUAAAUACAAAGGACCAAGCAAAUGUAAAUUAUUUUUUGCAGUUGAGAACAGAUGCUUGAGGAAGAUAUAUGACCUAAAUUUAUAUAGUUUGUGACAUAGCCAGAAUUUAGGUUUUCAAAGUCCUAGUGGUAUAUUCUUUGUGUAAUGGCAAAAAGAAAUCUAUUUCAAGAGGGUAGAGGUAGUAAUUGUGAUUGUCAGUGUGCUUCCAGGGGAAGAUACGUAUUGCUACCUUCCAGAGAUUCCUUUGGAAAUACUGUGGAAGCUGCUGAGGAAUUCAGCAUGAUGACACAAUGACACAUUUUUAAUAAUGCUUAAAACAAGAUGAACUGAGGUGGGAAACUUGGAGGCUUGUUUUCAGAUGCAUAUGAAUAAACUAUAUCUACUUU
Molecule: messenger RNA, 1657 nt
Organism: Heterocephalus glaber (naked mole-rat)
Lineage: Eukaryota; Metazoa; Chordata; Mammalia; Rodentia; Bathyergidae
Gene: Ndufaf4
Product: NADH:ubiquinone oxidoreductase complex assembly factor 4
Biological process (GO): mitochondrial respiratory chain complex I assembly
Cellular component (GO): mitochondrion
Source: RefSeq, a predicted model, not a curated record